Ilex paraguariensis (yerba mate) is the source of this 2685-nucleotide messenger RNA. Lineage: Eukaryota; Viridiplantae; Streptophyta; Magnoliopsida; Aquifoliales; Aquifoliaceae. The record is from the annotation of a GenBank genome assembly.
AUGGUAAAAUUGCUAAUCCCCAUGUAUCCACCUCAGUCAUCGCCGGUAAUUGACAUGAAUUCCACUCUCUCUCAAUCGCCAUCGCCGUCGGACUCCAGCGAUUUCGACACCUCAUGGUACGGAAACAUCCAGUACCUUAUUAACAUCUCCGCCAUCGGGGCCCUAACCUGCCUCUUCAUAUUCAUCUUUGUCAAGGUCCGAAGCGACCACCGCCGUAUGCCGGGGCCCACAGCCAUAGUUGCCAAGCUUCUGGCCGCCUGGCACGCCACCGGCCGUGAGAUCGCCCGCCACUGUGGUGCCGACGCCGCCCAGUUCCUCCUAAUUGAGGGUGGCAGCUCCGCCGUCCUCAUCUCCAUUGCCAUCCCUGCCAUUUUUCUCAUUCUUCCUCUCAAUAUUUACGCCGGGACCGCUUCGAUUGCCGAUCAGUUCUCGAAAACAACGAUAAAUCACAUCGUAAAAGGUUCGGCUUUGCUUUGGAUUCAUUUCUUGUUUGCUGUUGUAGUUGUUGUUUUGGUGCAUUUUGGUAUGAAUGCCAUUGAACAAAGGUUGAGAAUUACUAGGUUUAGAGAUGGGUAUGGAAAUCCUAGUGACCCUAGUGGGAAUUCUACAGCAAUUUUUACUAUAAUGGUGCAGGGGAUACCGAAAAAUAUAGGGUUUGAUAAAGGCCCUUUGGUGGAGUAUUUUCAACAUAAGUAUCCAGGGAAAGUUUUUCGGGUGGUUGUGCCAAUGGAUUUGUGUGCUUUGGAUGAUUUGGUUACAGAGUUGGUGAAGAUUAGGGAGGAUAUUUCUAAGUUGGUGGCGAUAAUUGAGGCGCGGGUUGGGAUGGAAGGUGAGGAUCAUGAGGACAGAAGAGAAGAGGGGGGGUUGUGGGACAGGGUGCAUUGCUUGUGGAGUAGAGUGAAGGAUUUGUGGAAUCAGGUUGUUGAUGAGUUGGGCAUUUCGGAUGAAGAAAGAUUAAGAAAAUUGCAAGAGCGGAGAGCUGAUUUAGAGAUGGAAAUGGCAGAUUACAAAGAAGGGCGAGCAAAGGGUGCUGGAGUUGCCUUUGUGGUGUUUAAGGAUGUGUACACAGCCAAUAAGGCAGUUCAGGAUUUCCGGAAUGAGAAGAAGAGGCGCAUAGGGAAGUUCUUUUCUAUUAUGGAGUUGCAGCUACAGAGGAACCAAUGGAAAGUUGAGAGAGCUCCAUUGGCAAGUGACAUAUAUUGGAAUCAUUUGGGAUCAACAAAGUUUUCUCUAAGACUGCGGAGAGUGUUUGUAAACUCCUGCUUGCUAGUGAUGCUUUUGUUCUGCAGUUCUCCUCUCGCCGUGAUCAGUGCCAUACAGAGUGCAGCACGGAUCAUCAAUGCAGAAGCAAUGGAUAGUGCUCAGGUGUGGUUGGCUUGGGUGCAAAGCUCUAGCUGGCUUGCAACCAUAAUUUUUCAGUUCCUGCCUAAUGUUCUUAUUUUUGUGAGCAUGUACAUAGUGGUUCCAUCAGCUCUUUCUUAUCUCUCCAAGUUUGAACGGCAUCUUACUGUGUCUGGGGAGCAAAGAGCUGCACUGCUGAAGAUGGUCUGUUUCUUUCUGGUAAAUCUCAUUCUCUUGAGAGCUCUGGUUGAAUCAUCACUUGAGAGUGCAAUCCUAAAGAUGGGUCGAUGUUAUUUGGAUGGAGAAGAUUGCAAACGGAUUCAGCAAUACAUGAGUGCUUCAUUCCUGUCAAAAUCGUGUCUUUCGUCUCUCGCAUUUCUAAUCACAAGCACUUUUUUGGGAAUAUCUUUUGACCUUUUGGCUCCAAUACCUUGGAUAAAAAAGAAUCUUCAGAAGUUUCGGAAGCAUGACAUGCUUCAGCUGGUACCAGAGCAAAGCGAGGGCUACGCAUUAGAAAGUCAGGAUGUGGAGGGCCUACAGAGACCUCUGAUCCCUGAAGGAGCAUCUGAAAAUGGAUCGUCACAUGGUUNGCAUGACAUGCUUCAGCUGGUACCAGAGCAAAGCGAGGGCUACGCAUUAGAAAGUCAGGAUGUGGAGGCCCUACAGAGACCUCUGAUCCCUGAAGGAGCAUCUGAAAAUGGAUCGUCACAUGGUUCCUUACUCAAUGCAAUUGAUUUACCAGGACAAGAUCUUUCAGAUUAUCCAAUCAGCCGAACCUCACCCGUACCCAAGCAGACAUUUGAUUNUUCCUUACUCAAUGCAAUUGAUUUACCAGGACAAGAUCUUUCAGAUUAUCCAAUCAGCCGAACCUCACCCGUACCCAAGCAGACAUUUGAUUUUGCACAAUAUUAUGCAUUCGAUCUCACAAUAUUCGCCUUGACCUUGAUAUAUUCUUCAUUUGCUCCUCUUGUUGUCCCUGUUGGUGCAAUUUAUUUUGGGUAUAGGUACGUCGUUGAUAAAUACAACUUCCUAUUUGUAUACAGAGUUAGAGGUUUUCCUGCUGGAAAUGAUGGGAGGCUGAUGGACACAGUAUUGUGUAUUAUGCGGUUCUGCGUUGAUUUGUUCCUCCUUUCAAUGCUCUUGUUCUUUUCAGUCCAAGGAGACUCCACAAAGCUGCAAGCAAUAUUCACUCUUGGGUUGUUAGUGAUGUAUAAACUUCUUCCUUCUGAUAAUGAUGCUUUCCAGCCAGCCCUAUUGCAAGGCAUACAGUCUGUUGACAAUCUUAUAGAUGGACCUAUAGAUUAUGAGGUUUUCUCACAGCCCGCAUUUGAAUGGGAUACAUAA